AGAGAGAGAGAGAGAGAGAGAGAGAGAGAGAGAGAGAGAGACGUCUCACAUGUGACAGUUCUUCAUUCCUAGAUAGGUAAGACACUUGGCACGUUGAUGAACGUCCUAUUAGACCUGCUCGCACUUCAAGGGACAGCUUCUUUCAGAUCAGGAGAGCAGGACGCAUUUCCAGUUUCUCAGAACUCCAGCGUGCUUUUUGACAGCUGACAAGUUACAAACACACUCCCGACGCACGAGCUCGCUUUACUCGAUAGAACUCGGUAAAAACGCGUGGACCGUCUGAAAGUCUUGAUGGAGAUGAAGGUGUUGGGAUGCGCGUUGCUUUUUCCUUUCCAGAUCUUCUUGUGCUUAUUGAGGGCGAUCGUGCGCUUCUUCGCGCAGCAGAAGCGCAGAGAUCUGGGCACCGACGUGGUCCUCAUCACUGGAGGUGGAAGAGGAAUCGGCCGUCACCUGGCUAAAGAGUUUGCCAAGCAAGGGGCAAGAAAGGUGAUUUUGUGGGGACGCACAGAGAAAUGUUUAAAAGAGACCUGUGAGGAGAUCUGUAGGACUGGAACAGAGUGUCAUUACUUUGUGUGCGACGUGGGCAACAGAGAGGAGGUGUACCAGCAGGCCAAAGUGCUCAGGGAAAAGGUUGGGGAUGUCACCAUUCUCGUCAAUAACGCAGCUGUUGUUCAUGGGAAAAGUCUACUGGACAGUGACGAUGACGCACUCCUGAAGACCCAACACAUAAACACACUUGGACAGUUCUGGACCACGAAAGCGUUUCUGCCUCGCAUGCUGGAGCUGUGCAACGGCCACGUGGUGUGCAUUAACUCCAUUCUCUCCCUGUCCUCCAUCCCUGGAGCCAUCGACUACUGCACGUCCAAGGCCUCCUCUUAUGCCUUCAUGGAAAGCCUUACGCUAGGCCUGCUGGACUGCCCUGGAGUGGGCUGUAGCACAGUGCUUCCCUUCCACACGGACACAGAGAUGUUCCAGGGCAUGAGAGUGAGGUUCCCUAAGCUGUUUCCUCCUCUGAAUCCUGAGAUGGUGGCCGAGCGCACUGUGGAUGCAGUUAGGACCAACACUGCCUUCGUUGUCCUGCCAUGGACCAUGCACUUUCUUGUUAUCCUUAAGAGCCUUUUGCCACAGCCUGCCUUGGAAGAGAUCCACAAGUUUUCAGGAAGCUACACCUGCAUGAACACAUUCAAAGGACGGACUUAAACUCAGGAACAGCUUGACUGUGAAAAAUCAUCAAAACCAAUUUUUCAUGCAAAGCAAGCGCUAUGUCCAGGAACAUCAAUCUUUUGCUUGUAGACGCGAAAAAAAAAAAAAAAAAAAGACUGAAAGGGUCACUGGGAACAGCGUAUCAAGAUGGCUUGUUUUCCCAAGAACUAUGUCUGCGAGUCUUACGUAGAUGAAUUUGGUUGCCCUAUACUGGACUGCACACAGGCAUGUAGGUGAAAGUGUUUCUUGGAUAUUGUGAUAACAAAGAGCACGGACUGAUAGAGUUAAGAAAGAAAUGGUUCUUAGAACGCUCCGAGGUUUUCAUCAGGGUUUUUUGAUCUUGUAAUGUCGCCCUUGGAAGUUUUAUAGAUUUUCACUGAUUUUAAGAACAUUUUUUUUGUAAUACAUAUACGGCAAAUACAUAUUCUUAAAUAUAUUUCUAAUAUAGAUAUUUCAGUACGUUUUAGUUAUUGGCCACUUUUUAUUUUCUUAAUCUAAAUACUGUGUAUUAAUAUUGUCCGAAACUUUUUUUUUAAAAUAUAUUUUUACAUUUACCCAAAAUGUAUUUCCUUGCACAUUGAAAUACCUUUUGGAAAUUAUUUUGGUUUAAACAAAAUUGUA
Molecule: messenger RNA, 1824 nt
Organism: Pimephales promelas (fathead minnow)
Lineage: Eukaryota; Metazoa; Chordata; Actinopteri; Cypriniformes; Leuciscidae
Gene: dhrs3a
Product: dehydrogenase/reductase 3a
Biological process (GO): retinoid metabolic process; regulation of retinoic acid receptor signaling pathway
Cellular component (GO): lipid droplet
Molecular function (GO): all-trans-retinol dehydrogenase (NAD+) activity
Source: RefSeq, a predicted model, not a curated record